This is a messenger RNA of Portunus trituberculatus (swimming crab), 2313 nucleotides long. RefSeq lists its product as uncharacterized. Gene Ontology annotation, molecular function: protein binding. The record is from RefSeq and is a predicted model, not a curated record. The coding region runs from base 1 to 2259 and encodes 752 amino acids. The transcript is spliced from 9 exons. Lineage: Eukaryota; Metazoa; Arthropoda; Malacostraca; Decapoda; Portunidae.
AUGGAGGGCCGCGACGGGACACCACAGCAAACACCCACAGACACCGACGAAGCUGCAGACACCCACACCACCACCACAACACCACCAAACACCACACACACCCAAAAGAAACACACACACACUUACCAACAACGAGAACACAAACAAAACACGAGGCCUUUGAAAAUCUUAACAUCCGGAGGCUUCCCUGUGACACCGCCGCCCCUGACCGUGACCUAUGAGCCUGCUGGAGGUAGUGGUGACCUGGACGCCUCGCAGGUCAACGUACAGGAGGUCAUUGAUGUGAGGUUAGCAGAGGCAUACAAGUCAGGUCAUCUCAACUUAGCUAACCUUGGUCUGCCCUUCUUCCCUUCAGCCGUUCUUCUUGUCGACACUUCAGUUAUACACCGCCUCAGCCUUCAGGACAACAAACUAGUGGAGGUGCCAGCUGCGUCCCUGAGCCAGCUGACCUAUGUGACCUGGCUUGACCUUCGCUACAACCUAUUGACCUAUUUACCUCACGAGAUCGGCGCCCUUGCCAGCCUUCAGGUGUUACUACUGCAGGGAAACAGUUUGGCCAGUCUUCCAACGUCCCUAGGUACACUCCCGGGGCUGGUAACACUGCAGGUGAGCGACAACCCUUUAAGCUUCCCUCCUGAAGAAGUGAUACGCGGCGGGACACGAUUCAUCCUACAAUUCCUACGAGAGGCGAGCGCUGCCACCACCAUCACCACCACCACCACCAGCAGCGCCACCAGCAGCAGCGAGGCGUGCACACCGGUUCGCAUCCCAGUUGGUUCCUGGGGGCGGGGGGCGAGACAGGAGCUUAUAUACAACGAGAGUGUGCUGAGGGUGGAAGAAGGUGACUCUGACGAAGGCGAUGAAGGUGCAAUGGUGAUGGAUAGUGACAAAUACUCCAGUGACACGUACAUAUGCCAAGGGGAGUGCCAAGGAAAGUGCCAAGAGGGGUGUGAAGGUAGGUGUCAGAGGGCGUACCAGCCGUCAGCCAUGCCUAGUCUUCGUGUAGCCAUUAGGACAAGCAGGGAGGAGGCCAGCCCACGCCACCAUCACCACCACCAAGACGCCCCUGAAAACCAUCUGCAUCUGGCCCUGCACUCCCACGCCCCUGAUAGCGACAGAGACACCCUCGCCGCCCCUGCCAGUCCAGUCUCCCCAUGCCUGCUGACCCCAAACACUGACCUCCCCACCAGGACCCCCUUUGACCUCACACGGGAAGACCUGCAGGAGUUUGAGAGGGAGUUACUGAUGGCUUUAGACUCAGAGGGACCUGGGAACCUUGAGGACUUGGAAGGACUGCUAUCAUUAACCCAAAGCCUGGAAGACCUUGAUAGGAUACCAGAUGGGGAGCUCAAACAACGUAUCCUUCAGUCCUUAAGUCAACGGAAUAUGUUAGCUCCUGAUAUCCCUGAGUUGGAGGGGCCCUGCGUGGGUUCUCAUCGCAGGGCACUACACUUACACCUUCAGGGCGGCCACCAGUACUUCGAAGAGGACUCAGAAAGCCUCCAGGGUGAUUUGGGGGAAGGAUAUCGUAAGCCACAUGCACACACAAACCACGACGAGGCGGAAAACUUAAAGAAGGUGAGCCCUCUGCCCCUGCCCGUGGUGAGUCUGGAGCUGGCCACAAGGGAGGAGAGGAGUGCAAGGGAGGAGGAGGAAGGGAGGAGAGAGAGGAGGAGCAACAGGAAGAAAAAAAGAGGAGGUUCCAAUCGUAUUUCUAAACCAAAGCUGGCGACGGUGGCGGAGGUGCACAGGAGGGCCAGAGAGGAGAGGAAGAGACAGAGACAGAUGCUGGCUGCGAACAGGGAAAUGGCAGAGGCGCAGAGACUCAAGAGCAUGGAGGGCCUGGAGGCGUGGCGGGACGAGGCGCGGCUUCUUCAGGAACAGCGCGCCCUUCACCCAGAAGUGUACCUGCCCGCCGUGUUGGAGGCGCCCUUCGCAGUGGAUGGCACUAUGUUGACACCGAGAGCGAGGUCAAGGUUCAAGUCAAGUGGAGGCGCCCGCACCUACCUGGGCUCCUCAGUGAGCGAAGUGUGUGCAGGUGUGAGGUCAUGUUUGGAGGAGCUGAAAAGGACGAAGACGGAGAGAAGAAAAGGAGAAGAAGAAGGAGGAGGAGGAGGAGGAGGAGGAGGAGGAGGAGGAGGAGGAGGAGGAGGAGGAGGAGGAGGGGGUGGUGGGGUAGGUCAUCCAGCUGCUAUAGUUAAUCAGCUUCAUCAUUUAAGGAAGCAAUUGCAUCGUUUAAAGGUGAAUUGUGUCAUUUAGAGAGAGAGAGAGAGAGAGAGAGAGAGAGAGAGAGAGAGAGAGAGAGAGAGAGAG